AUGACAAUCCUCAACCGAGAUAGCUUCUUCUCCACAUCCACGUCCACAACUUACCCUUCCACCUUAUCCAGUCUCACGCCGUCUUCCCUCGGUCUCACAGAUUCACCCUCUCAACUACGUAGACUUCCCGACGCCCAAAAACACGCCAGCACUCCUUCUCCUACUAGACGAGUGGAAUCUCCCCAUGGUCCCCGACUCGAUGAAAAGAACCAAUUGCGAAGAAGCAAUCUUCGACCGUCUCAAUCCAUAGAGUCGAUCACGCAGGAGACGAGCCAGUUAAGGAUUAGCCAACCGACAGUCACCAAACGUCCUUCCAGAUUGUCCGUGGUUUCUACCGCUGAACAACAAUCGCCGUCACCCAGAUUACAAUCGACUCCAGUGAGAACGAGUCAAACGACGGAACAGGCUUCCUUGACUGGACCCCGCACUCAACCCACGAAACUUCGAGCGGCCGCAACGCCUACUCCCAGCCAUGAAAGUAGAGCAAAAACCGCACCUCAAGCUGAGCAAGCCGUUGCGCCUUCUAGAGCAGAGCGCCGACCGGCUGAACGCGAUACCAGAUCCGUAGCUAUCCCUCAACGGAGAGAAGCGCAUUCGCUACCUCCCUCGGAACAAGUGUUGAGUCGGGCACGUCCUGCAAAGGUCCAAACCUCCACUCCUGCUCCCGCUGAAGACGGUAUGGCAGAUGAGUGGGAAGCAGAGCUGAGAGGUACAGCAACGAGAUUGGGUGAAUAUGGUGUUGGCAAACAAGUCACGGGAUACACCAAGGAGAGAGUAGAGCAGCGGAGAAAGGAUCAAGAAUGGGAACGAUCAGGGAUUUGGGCGUCUCAGGUAGACGCUGCUAGAGAGGCUGAAGAAAAAACACGUCGGGAGGCUGACAGGGCUAUAGCCUAUCCACCUAACAUGCCUCGGGCUCCUAUCCGAGCUGCACCCAGCGGUGUCACCUCCAUUCACGUAGGAGUUCGACCCCGUUUGCACCCAUCUAGAGCUGGUGCAUCGAUGGAGCGUAAUCAGCCCGAUGAGACUCUCCCUAUUCCUUUGUUCUCCCCUUUAGGAACUUACCAAGAGGUUGAACUUCCCGGUACAGAAUCACAAGGUCCUCCGAAGCUCAAGACGGUCUUACACGAAGCGGCCCAGUUGGAAAAGGCUCAAGCGGAGUAUGAAGCUUGGUUAAGUCGGAAACAAGAAAGAGAAGGUGGUGUGGGUGAUGACAACGAUGGGAUAGGUAGUCGCGAGUGGGUUCCCAAAAACCGUGAACAAGCUCGUCCAAGGAUACCUCAAAUGCCUCAAGUUCCACAACCUUCGUCCCUUCCCGUCACCCCGAAUGACGAUGGUCAAACCUCCAUGCUCGGAGGCGAUGCGACACAACAAUGGCCUUAUGGCUACCCGGGGUCGUACGCGUAUCCUUGGGCUGGAAUGCCGAACAUGACGGAAGCUCAAAUGUAUUCGAUGUGGGAUCCAAGUUAUUAUUGGUGGGCGAUGCAAAAUGGUCAAGCCAUGUACGAGCAGGAGGAAGCAGAUCAACAAAGCCAGAAUAAGCAAACAAAAGUCCAUUUCGCGGGAACACCAGAAGAACUUAAGCACAAGUCGUCAUCCGUUAGUUUGGCACAAUCUGAGCAAGUCAAGUCGGUCAACGGGGAAAACGGGUUUGCCGAAGUGUGA
Tremella mesenterica DSM 1558 is the source of this 1662-nucleotide messenger RNA. RefSeq lists its product as uncharacterized. The coding region runs from base 1 to 1662 and encodes 553 amino acids. Lineage: Eukaryota; Fungi; Basidiomycota; Tremellomycetes; Tremellales; Tremellaceae. The transcript has 3 exons. The record is from RefSeq and is a predicted model, not a curated record.